Molecule: messenger RNA, 1097 nt
Organism: Nicotiana attenuata
Lineage: Eukaryota; Viridiplantae; Streptophyta; Magnoliopsida; Solanales; Solanaceae
Product: methyltransferase-like protein 23
Exons: 7
Coding region: 117-842 (241 amino acids)
Cellular component (GO): nucleus; cytoplasm
Source: RefSeq, a predicted model, not a curated record
CUAAUCCAAACAUGCUCAAAAUAAAAUGAGGCCACAAUGUGCUAUUUUACCGUUCACAAAUCAGAUGGGUCAAACAAGGAAAACAAAAAUCAAAUUGGGAGGUUCCAAACGGCGGCAUGGAAGUGAACGGGGACGACGGCGAACCGACGGCGAAAUCUUCAGCUGAAGAAGAAAUGACUACAUUUUCUCGCCACAACUUCGGAAAUUCUGAAAACACCGACGACGGCUUCUCCGUCACCAUCAUCGAGAACAUGAAAGAAGAGUACGGUUUAUUCGUAUGGCCUUGCAGUAUUAUUCUAGCCGAGUACAUUUGGCAACAAAAAUCACGCUUUACUGGCGCUUCUGUGGUUGAGCUUGGGGCAGGGACCUCGUUGCCUGGGCUGGUUGCUGCAAAAGUGGGUGCAGAUGUAACUCUCACCGAUGAUUCAAGCAGAGUGGAGGUGCUCACUCAUAUGAGAAGACAAUGCGACUUAAAUGAUAUCAAGUGCAAGAUACGUGGACUUACAUGGGGUGUGUGGGAUGCACAAACCUUCUCUCUGUGCCCAAACAUUAUCCUUGGAGCUGAUGUCCUAUAUGACAGUUGUGCCUUUGAUGAUCUCUUUGCAACUGUGACAUUUUUACUCCAGAAUUGCCCGUCAUCCGUCUUUAUUACUACAUAUCAUAACAGAAGUGGGCAUCACCUAAUUGGAUUCUUGAUGGUGAAAUGGGGCCUGAAGUGUGUUAAGCUUCUUGAUGGGUUCUCAUUCAUGCCAUCACACAAGACGUCUAGUUUGAGUGGUAACAUUCAAUUGGCUGAGAUUAUUUUGGACACAGCAAACAGAGACGAUACAAAAUUGAUGUGACUGAACUCAAGUGUGAUGGUGCCAAAUACUAGGUCCUGCUUACAUAUUUUACUUCUUCCAUUGUAAGUGAUCUAAAAUUUGUCAACUAUAUAGCACUCUUUAGAAAUCUUUCCUGCAGUCUUUUUCUCGUUUUUAUUUUCUAAAGCAUUCCAUAGGUUGUAAUCGUUCAGGUUUCGAUGUAAAUAACUUGUGAUCAACUAAUCAUCACCUGCACAUCAAUAGAAGUGACCAGUGCAUUUGUGUCCUCUUUAUAUA